AUCGAAUCAGUUUCAGUUUCGCCGUUGUAAAGUGAAUAAAGUUAUAUCUCAAGCAAAUUUCAACACAAAAAAAAAAAAAUAAAAUAAAAAUGGACCGUUGGCAAAAUAAAGUAGCUGUAGUAACCGGUGCCAGUUCAGGUAUUGGUGCUGCGGUAGUCAAAGACUUAGUCAAUGCUGGAUUAAUUGUUGUUGGAUUGGCACGUCGCGUACAACGUGUUGAAGAACUUAAAGAACAAGUUGCUAAGGGAAAGAAAGAAAAUCUACAUGCACGUCAAUGUGAUGUUUCCAAUGAGGAUUCAGUGAAUGAAGCAUUUGAUUGGAUUGAAAAGAAUCUGGGUGGAAUUGAUAUUUUAGUCAACAAUGCUGGCAUUUACAAACAAGGAAAUUUAUCUGAAAUUGAUACAAAUUUAGUGCAAGAAGUUCUACAGACCAAUGUCAUGGGUGUGGUAUAUUGUACCAAACGUGCAUUUAAAUCAAUGAAAGAACGUAAUUUCAAUGGACAUGUUUUAAUUAUAAACAGUAUUGUUGGUCAUCAAGUUUUAAAUAGUACCAUACUUAAGGCACCGUCUGGCAAUAUUUACGCACCAUCGAAAUUUGCCGUGACUGCAAUGACAGAAAUUUAUCGACAAGAAUUUAAUAAUCUGGAAACUAAAGUCAAGAUCACUAGUAUUAGCCCUGGAUUAGUUGCAACGGAGAUUGUUCCUGAUCAAUUUAAGGAAAUGAUGUCCGAUCGUAUAUUGCAAUCUGAAGAUAUUUCUAAUGCAGUUUUAUUCGCAAUCUCUACACCUCCCCAUGUGCAAAUUCAUGAGUUAACCAUAAAGCCUGUAGGCGAAAUGUUUUAAUAAAGCAAAAACAAGAAGUAACUAAUUUCAAUUUAAAUAAAAAAUAUUCUAAUAGUUUGUAGUGUUCGUAAAGUGUUCGUUUGUAUGAUUUUUAAAUAAAUU
Messenger RNA from Teleopsis dalmanni, 944 nucleotides. RefSeq names its product farnesol dehydrogenase-like. The record is from RefSeq and is a predicted model, not a curated record. The coding region runs from base 90 to 842 and encodes 250 amino acids. The transcript is spliced from 2 exons. NCBI's taxonomy places the organism in Eukaryota, Metazoa, Arthropoda, Insecta, Diptera, Diopsidae.